AUGUCAAAUAUAAAAAAAUCAGAACAAUUCUAUAAGCUUUGUGAAGCAAUUCAACACAAGGAUAAAGAAGCUAUCAAGCAAAUUUUAUCACAAGAUAUUAAUGUUAAUCUUAAAUUCAAAUCAUUGCAAAGCCCACUUCAUUUAGCUAUUAUUCAUUUUGAUGAUACAGAAGUAAUUAAAAUGCUGCUAGAAAAAAAAGCUGAUGUUUAUGCUAAGAAUUAUCAACAAAAAACUCCUCUUCAACUUGCUGUCCAGUUGAAUAAAAUAAAUGCCUUUGAGUUAUUUAUGAAUCUUGGAGUUGAUCCUGGGACUCAGAAUUUAAAUGUACUGUUAAAUAUUGCUACAAGACAAGGUAAUCUAACAAUGGUGAAAUAUCUUGUUGAUUGGGCUCGAAAAAAGCAUUUAUUAAUCGAUCGUAAAAAAUCAUUUGAUGUAGCGGUUAAACGAGGAUUUUUAGACAUAGUUAAAUAUUUUUUACCUUUGAUUAAAUUCGAAAAAAUCAGUGACAGAUUUAUUUUGCAAGAUGUUGUUAUAAAAAAUAGUAUCCUAUCGAAAGCCUGUAUCGAUUUAUUAUUACAGCAUGGUUUCAUUGUCAAUCCUGAUUGGAUGAAUGAUAAAAAAUUCGUCUAUUUAACUGUUUUAUAUGGACAUACAAAGAUAAUUGAAGGGCUUUUAAAUCUUGGAUUGGAUGUUAAUAUGAAACAUGAAUCAGUGGGAUGUACUCUGCUACAUGUUGCUUGUUUGCAUGGAUAUUUUGAAAUGGUGAAAUUAUUUAUACAACAUAAAGUAGAUGUCAAUUCAAGAGUCAUCAAUGGAAUAUCCUCUUCGAAAAUAUCUCAGAUAAUUCCAACAACAGACACAUUAAUUGGGAAAACAGCUUUGUAUAUUACCGUGAAAUGUGUGAACAUAGAACUCGUACAACUCCUUCUAAAUAACGGAGCAACUGUAAAUAAUGAUUCAGAUUUUUUUUCUAUGGCCAGUAUUGCAAUUAAAAAAAAUCAAAAGGCAAUUUUGCAGUUACUUUUAGACCACGGAGGUAAUGUCAACGCUAUUAAUGAUGAGAAAGAAACUCUUCUGCAUGUUUGCGCUAAAAUGAAAGAAUCUCAUAAUCAGAAAAGUUUAAGACAUGAAAUAUGCGAGUUGCUUUUAGCAAAAGGAGCCAAAGUUGAUGCUCAAUGUUCAAAAGGAAGAACACCACUUAUUGAAGCUACGCCUCUUCAUAUUGUGUGCCAAGAUCAUCCGUCAACUGUGUUGGAUAUUAUAAAACUUUUACUACAACAUAAUGCAGAGAUUGAUGCUAUAGACGUAAAAGGAAAGACACCAUUGUUCUAUGCCUGUAUGCAAGACAAAAAUUCUUCGACUGUAUCUUUUAAAGGUGUGGACUUUGAUUCUAUCGUUAAGUAUGUUACAAGAUGUCAAAUUCCUGCUAAUGAUUUUAACUUUAUAAACUGUUGGAAAAACUUUGAUAGCGCAAAACUACUUUUAGCUAAUAAUGCAAACAUUGAUAUAACUUAUGACGAAGGAAUAACGUUACUUCAUCUCGUUAUUGAACAUGGAAAAUUAGAUUUAGUUGAAAUUUUAAUCAAUAUUGGCAUAGAUGUUAAUAGCAAAGAUGCAUGUGGAAGAACAGCUCUUCAUUUUGCAGCAAAAAAAGGAAAUGUACAAACAGUUGAAAGUCUCUUGAAAUGUGGAGCUGAUAUUAAUAUUUCUGACUGUAACAGAUAUGUUCUUGAAUUAAUUACAUAUGGACUAAGUAUAAAUGAGCAGAAUGCUGAUUUUCUGAAUUAUGAAAUUUUAGUAAGUGAUAAUAAUGAAUAA
This is a messenger RNA of Chelonus insularis, 1818 nucleotides long. RefSeq names its product ankyrin-2-like. The transcript is spliced from 3 exons. Gene Ontology annotation, biological process: protein localization to ciliary inversin compartment. Gene Ontology annotation, molecular function: protein binding. The record is from RefSeq and is a predicted model, not a curated record. Bases 1 to 1818 code for a protein of 605 amino acids. Gene Ontology annotation, cellular component: ciliary inversin compartment. Lineage: Eukaryota; Metazoa; Arthropoda; Insecta; Hymenoptera; Braconidae.